This is a messenger RNA of Phyllopteryx taeniolatus (common seadragon), 7046 nucleotides long. RefSeq names its product dedicator of cytokinesis 11 (gene dock11). The record is from RefSeq and is a predicted model, not a curated record. The transcript is spliced from 54 exons. Gene Ontology annotation, biological process: positive regulation of filopodium assembly; positive regulation of GTPase activity; small GTPase-mediated signal transduction. Gene Ontology annotation, molecular function: guanyl-nucleotide exchange factor activity. Lineage: Eukaryota; Metazoa; Chordata; Actinopteri; Syngnathiformes; Syngnathidae. The coding region runs from base 113 to 6523 and encodes 2136 amino acids.
GGCUUCGUCCCUCCCCUUUCGCGUCCUCGCCUCGCAUCAGCAUCACGAGAAGCGGGCCGGCCGCGCCUCACGUCGUCGAACCGCGGCCCCGUGGAAAUAUUCGGGGGGCGCCAUGUCUGAGGUACGCAAAUUCACCAAGCGGCUGAGCAAACCCGGCACGGCGGCGGAAGUCCGGCAGAGCGUCUCCGAGGCUGUGAGGAGCCCCGUCGACCCGGAGGAGCAGCCCAAGUUCAUCGAGCCUUUGGACUACGAGGCCGUGGUGUUCCAGAGAAAGGCUCAGAUCCACAGCGACCCCCAACGAGACUUGCUGCUCUGCCCCGCUGACGACGUUUCGGAGUCCCAAAUAUCCCGACAGAGGCGGACCGUGUUUCCCUCUGUGCCCCAGAAUGCGGAGCGGGAAGCUAGGAGUCUGUUUGCCCAAAAGUGCAUCAACAUGUACAAGACCGACUGGCAUGUCAUCAACUACAAAUACGAGGCCUACUCCGGCGACUUCCGCAUGUUACCGAGCAAAGGCCUGAAGGCAGACAAGCUAGCGGCUCACGUGUUCGAGGUGGACGAAGAUGCCAAAGACGAGGACACGUCGUCGCUGUGCUCGCAGAGGGGCGGCGUCCUGAAGCAGGGCUGGCUUCAGAAAGCCAACGUGAACAGCAGCCUGUCCGUCUCCAUGAGGGUGUUCAAGAGGAGGUACUUCUACCUGUCCCAGCUCCCGGACGGCUCCUACAUCCUCAACUCGUACAAGGAUGAGAAGCACUGCAAGGAAACCAAAGGCUCCAUCUACCUGGACUCGUGCGUUGACGUGGUUCAGGCACGUCACGUCACGACAGGCGUGCGGUCGGCCGCCGCAAAGCUUUCGGUUAGAAGAGGCUGGCUACUCGCGAGACGAAUGGCCGCAGACUCCUUCUGGCUCAUAGCUCGUCGUUUAUUCUUGCGCAAGUGGAUCGCAACUCCCAGUUGCCCUAAAAUGCGGCGGAACGGCUUUGAGCUGAAGAUGCAGGAGCGCUGCAGCCACUUUUUGGCGGCCGACAGCGAAGCGGAGAUGGAGGAGUGGGUGGCCACGCUGAAACAAGCCCUGCAGAACAGCACCGAGGCCUGCCAGGAGAGGAGGAACGGCGGCGAGGCCCCGGACGAUGACGCCGCCGGCCAAGGUAGAGGAGAGAGCCAGCCGGAGGGUCUGGGGAGGAACCUCCAACCUGAACUCACAAAGUAUGCGAGGGAGACGGACCAGCUCACGAAGAUCCAGCGCAACGAAGGCAGGCACAAGCUUUUCUCUCUGGACCCCGAGACACAGAGGCUGGACUUCUCCGGCAUCGAGCCGGACGUGAAGCCGUUUGAGGAGCGCUUCGGCCGCCGCAUCGCGGUCGGCUGCCACGAUCUCACCUUCAGCCUCCAGGGCUGCGUCAGUGAAAAGGGUGACGGCGUCCUUACCAACGUUGAGCCCUUCUUCAUAAGCCUGGCGCUCUUUGACAUCUCCAAGAACUGCAAGAUCUCCGCCGACUUCCACGCGGACCUCAACCCGCCCUGCGUGAAGGAGAUGCUGAUCGACACGGCGGGCCAGCUCUCGCCUCGCGCAGACGCCGAGGGAGGAUGCAGGCCCUUAGCGAGCGAAGACAGCCUGCCUGUUCUCCAGAGAGCGUCGGCGGCGCUGCUGCAUUUUCCGACACAGGCCAUUUUUUCAGUAACCCACCCCCAUGCUGAUAUCUUUCUGGUGGCCCGUGUGGAGAAGGUGCUGCAAAACGGCAUCACCCAUUGCGCCGAGCCAUACGUCAAGACUUGCGACGUAACCAAGACCGCCCAGAAGGUCCUCAAGGCGGCCAAACAGACGUGCCAACGCCUGGGCCAGUACCGGAUGCCCUUUGCUUGGGCCGCCAAGCAGGUGUUUAAGGACGCUCAGGGCAGUCUCGACAUGGACGGCAAGUUUUCUCCCCUCUAUCGCCAAGACAGCGGAAAAAUCUCCACCGACGACAUCGUCAAGCUGCUGGCCGACACCAGGAAACCUGACAAGAGCAAGCUUCAGACCAUCCCCGGGCAGCUGAAUGUCACCAUCGAGUGCGUCCCGCCUGACUUUUCCAACACGGUGACGUCCUCUUAUAUUCCCGUGAAGCCCUUCGAAGAAAGCUGCGAGCGUGUAUCCGUGGAAGUCGAGGAGUUCCUGCCCGAGGAAGCCAAGUACAGCUACCCCUUCACUACCUACAAGAACCAACUCUACGUCUACCCUCUGCAACUCAAAUAUGACAACCAGAAAAGCUUCGCCAAGGCGAGAAACAUAGCGGUCCGCAUACAGUUCCGGGAUUCCGAUGACGAAGGUGCGCCCCCUUUGAAGUGCAUCUACGGGAAGCCAGGGGGCUCUCUCUUCACCAGCGGCGCCUACGCAGCGGUCCUGCACCACAACCAAAGUCCAGAAUUCUAUGACGAGGUAAAGGUGGAGUUACCCGUCCACUUGCACGAGAGGCACCACAUCCUUUUCACCUUUUACCAUAUCAGCUGUGAGUCCAGCAGCAAGAAGAGAGAAGCCGUGGAGUCUCCGGUCGGUUACUCCUGGUGGCCUCUGCUGAAAGACGGCAGGAUGCGGUCGACGGAGCUCCAGCUACCGGUAGCUGCGACUCUGCCGCCUGGAUACCUGGGCCAGGACACCGGAAAGGUUUGUGGUUUGCAUCUUGCCUAUGCGUUCUGUUGCUUCAAAAUGUCCACAUUUCCACAGACCCAACCGGAUAUCAAGUGGGUGGAAAACGCAAAGCCGCUAUUCAAAAUGAGAAGCCGCGUAGCAUCAACGAUAUACGCUCAGGACCUGCAUCUCCACAAGUUCUUCGUGCACUGCCAGCUAAUGAGGAACACCUCAGAGGACAACCGGGCAGAACUUAUCAAAUACCUGAAGUGCCUACACGCCAUGGAGACGCACGCCAUGGUGCACUUCCUGCCCACUGUGCUCACGCAGCUCUUCGAGGUGCUCUCGGCAGCCACCGAGGAAGGCCGGGAGAUCGCCGUCAACUCUCUGCGUGUCAUCAUCCAUAUUGUCUCCAGGUGUCACGAGGAAGGGCUGGAAAACUACCUGCGCUCUUUCGUGAAGUACGUGUUUGUAUCCCAAAGCCCUGCGCCCGGGAACGCGGCGUAUACCCACGAGGCGCUGGCCACGGCGGUCACGGCCGUUCUCAAGCAGACGGCAGAUUUUAACACCAGCAACAAACUGCUCAAGUACUCCUGGUUCUUCUUUGAAACGAUGGCCAAAUCGAUGGCUCAGUACCUGCAAGAGGAGCACCGCAUGAAGAUGCCGCGGGCCCAGCGCUUUCCGGACACUUUCAAUCAGGCGCUUCGGUCCCUGGCGCUGUCCGUCAUGCCUCACAUCACCAUUCGCUACGCGGAGAUCCCCGACGAAGCCCGCUGCGUCAACCUGAGCUUGGCCCAUUUGAUCAAGAGGUGUCUGACCUUCAUGAACCGGGGCUUUGCUUUCGCUUUGGUCAACCACUACAUGUGCCACUUCAGGUUCAACGAUCCCAAGGCGCUGACUGAAAUGAAGUUUGACUUUCUGACGGUGGUGUGCAACCACGAGCACUAUAUCCCCCUCAAUCUGCCCAUGGCCUUUGGGCGCACCAAGCUGCAGAGGGUGCAAGAUUUUAUUCCGUACGCGACGGAGCUUUUUGGCCCUGUAGAACAAAUUCUGGAAUCGGGCCUGACCGAAGAGUUUUGCCGCAACCACUUUCUGGCGGGCCUGCUCCUCCGAGACGUGGCCGCGGCCCUGCGGCGGGGGCGCGAGGUACGGCGGCUGGCCGUGAGCGCGCUCAAGAACCUGCUGAUCAAACACGCCGCGGACGAUCGUUACACGGCCUUCAAGAACCAGCAGGCCAGGAUCUGUUUGCUGUACCUUCCGCUGUUUGAGCUGCUCUUCCAGAACUUGAAGCAACUGUCUGCCCAGCCGCACAUUUGCAAUCUCAAUGGCUCUCGGGACGACCUCGCGUCGAGCGCUUCUACAGACAGCAAGAGAACCAGCGCUGCCAUCGAGAAAGACCCCAGCUUGCCUGCCCUGAACGGCCACGUCGUCAGGAGGGACGACUCCACGGGGUCUCUGCUUCCGGAUCCUGGGACGCCAGAUAACAUUGACCUGCAGAGACGCGGCUCCGCUCUGAGCGGCAGCCCCGGGGCCCCCGUCGGCAGACUGGGCCCUUACGAAAUCAGGGGCCUCCUGUUUACCUUCUUACACGUGGCCAAGACCUUGUCAGACGACACUCUCCUGGCCUACUGGAACAAACUUAGCCCUCAAGACGUGAUGAACUUCCUCAGUUUGCUUGAGAUCUGUCUGGUUCAGUUUCGAUACGUCGGGAAAAGGAACAUCGGCAGGAGUCAAGAGGCGUGCGCGUCCAAGUUGUUCUCACCUGACAGGAAGUCGCAGACCAUGCCGGCCACGCGCUGCCACCGAGCCAGCGCCUUCCAGACCAAAAUAAACCAGUUGGGCACCGCGGAGGCCUCGCUCACUCUCAACAUAGGGAUGGGGGCAUCCGAAGCGGAGAUCCAUCACCAGGCGGUGCUGGAGGGCAACAUCUCCACCGAGGUCUGCCUCAGCGUCCUGGAUGUCCUCUCGCUUUUCAUGCAGUGCUUUAAGAGUCAGCUGGCAGACGGUGACGGUCACAACCCGCUGAUGAGCAAGGUGUUUGACGUUUACCUGAGCUUCCUCAAAGUGAGCCAAUCAGAAGCCGCCCUCGGGCACGUGUUUGCUGCGCUUCGGGCAUUCGUGAACAAGUUCCCCUCGGUGCUGUUCAAAGGUCGCGUGACCCUUUGUGAGCUUCUGUGCUGCGAGGUGCUCAAGUGCUGCGUGUCCAAGAUGGCCUCCUCGAGGGCCGAAGCCUCGGCGCUGCUCUACCUGCUCAUGAGGAACAACUACGAGUUCACCAAGAGGAAGACCUUCCUGCGCACGCACUUGCAGAUCAUCAUCGCCGUGAGUCAGCUGAUCUCCGACGUGGCCCUCAGCGGAAGCUCGCGCUUCCAGGAGUCGCUCUCCAUUAUCAACAACUUCGCAAACAGCGACAAGGCCAUGAAGUCCACAGCGUUCCCCUCAGAAGUCAAGGGUCUGACCAAGCGCAUCCGCACGGUUCUGAUGGCCACGGCCCAGAUGAGGGAGCACGAGAAGGACCCGGAGAUGCUGCUGGACCUGCAGUACAGCCUGGCCCGCUCCUACGCCAGCACCCCCGAGCUGAGACGGACCUGGCUGGACAGCAUGGCUCGCGCGCACCUCAAGAAUAACGAUCUCUCCGAGGCGGCCAUGUGUCACGUUCAUGUGGCUGCGCUGGUUGCCGAGUACCUGCACAGGAAAAAGUUGUUCGCCGGCGGGCUGGCCGCCUUUAAGAAGAUCACGUUUAACAUUGAGGAGGAAGCUGCCAUGAAGGAAGACACGGGCAUGCAAGACGUCUACUACACCGAGGAAGUCCUGGCGGAGCACUUGGAGAUUUGCGUGGAGGCUCUGUGGAAAGCCGAGCGCUACGAGCUCAUCGCGCACGUCGCCAAGCUGCUGAUCCCCUGCUACGAGAAGCGCCACCAGUACGAGAAACUGAGCCGACUGUACAACACGCUGCACCGAGCCUACAACAAGGUCAUGGAGGUCAUCCAAUCAGGUCGCAGGCUGCUCGGGACCUACUUCAGAGUGGCCUUCUAUGGACAGGGCUUCUUCGAGGACGAGGACGGGAAGGAGUACAUCUACAAAGAGCCCAAACUCACCGGCCUUUCCGAAAUCUCCCAGCGCCUGCUGACGCUCUUCGGGGAAAAGUUUGGGCCGGAAAACGUCAAGAUAAUUCCAGACUCCGACAAGGUGAACCCCAAAGAUCUGGACCCCAAGUUCGCCUACGUGCAGGUGACCUUCGUCAAGCCCUACUUCGAGGAGAAGGAGGCGCCCGAGAAGAAGACCGAUUUUGAGAAGUGCCACAACAUCAACCGCUUCGUGUUCGAGACGCCGUACACGCUGUCGGGCAAGAAGCGCGGCGGCGUGGAGGAGCAGUGCAAGAGGAAGACCGUGCUCACAACGGCCAACACCUUCCCCUACGUCAAGAAACGGGUGGAGGUGGUCGGGGAGAAGCAGGUGGACCUGCGUCCGGUGGACGUGGCCAUCGACGAGAUGAGGUCUCGCACGGGCGAGCUGCACAAGCUGUGCUCCGGCGCCGACGUGGACAUGAUCCAGCUGCAGCUCAAACUGCAGGGCUGCGUCUCCGUGCAGGUGAACGCGGGCCCCAUGGCCUACGCCCGCGCCUUCCUGCGUGACGGCAAGCCAAACCAGUCCGGCAACAAGAAGGCCAAAGAGCUGCGAGAUAUUUUCAGACGUUUUGUGGCGGCGUGCAGUAUGGCUCUGGAUAUCAAUGAGCGUCUGAUCAAAGAAGACCAGUUUGAGUACCACGAGGGCCUGAAGAGCAAUUUCAAGGACAUGGUGAAGGAGCUCUCCGACAUCAUCCACGAGCGGAUCUACGAAGAGGGCAUGAUGCGCUCGCUUCUGCAAAACUCCCUCAACGUGUUCCGCGCCAUCAGCGGGACCUCGGCCGACCUCGGCUGACCAAGAAGCGAGACGAGGCCGCGAGGCUACAUCCGCCUUUGAGUCCAAGUCACGCUCAGAUGCGCUGCGUUUGUUCGUUUGUUUUGCCUUCUUUUCAACUGACGGCGCGUCGCGGAACUGGCCGGUGUCCGCCAUGCCCAUCUAUGCGGGAUACGGUUUUGUUUCCCCUCGACAGAUGCGAGCGUGCCUGCGCUGCAAUUAUUAAACAAGGACCCCAGAGCUUUGAGUUCACCAGCCGGUCACAUAAACACGCGGGUCAUGUUUCAAGAGUGUCGAGUCGCUUGAAACGUCCGCGCGAGCCUCGAAUAAUGCGACGCUUAUGCAAUAUUUCACGAGUGCUACACUGAAUCAUAGCCAAGCAGAUGUACAUCAAUUGCUCCUCACUCCUCAGUCUAUUUCUGCUCAUGCCUGUAUGGAUAUUUAUAUCGAUUUUUUUUUAAAUAUUGCUUAGUAUGCAGAAUGCAGAAAGUAGAGUCGCUUGUUAAAUGUAGCCCUCCCCAUAAAAGCCAGUCAAACAAAAGUC